AUGGCAGGAUGCGUGGGCGCAACUCUGCCAGGGGACCUGCUCGAGGCUCAACUCUCGAUGGUGGAGUUGAUCAGGGCCAUGUAUCCAAGCUCGACAGGGAGCUCAGAUUCAGCCACAGACGAGAUCAUUGAGAGAGCAAGGUCAUGGUGCGAGUCCCCGGGCCCGCCCAGUGACAGCCUCCCAUCCAGCUUCAGCUUCGACAUGACCAUCCCGCUGAGCGUGGACGGCUCCGAGGCGGAGUCGCCUGAGAUACAGAUGAGCAUAGCGGUGCCCCUGACGUCGACAGACGCGGGCAUCACGGAGCCGCCACCGCUCACAUACUCCCUGCGCCAACCAUUCUUCAUGUCGCGGGCCGAGCUCGCCGAGCUGGGCACCGGCAUGCCCGUGGGUGACGUCCUGGCGGCAUUCGACUACGUCCAGGAGAACGCGCCGAGGUAUCUCCGCAACUCGUCACAGUCACAACGGGAAGAGCCGUCCAAGCCAGACAAGGAGGCGGGCCCCUUGGUGCGGGUAUGGUUCUACUUCCCGUCCCUGUCGACGCGGGAGAAGCGCAAGGACCUGGUGUCGUACACGACGGCGUACGGGCUGACGGGGUUCGUGCUGGCGGGGAAGCCCGGGGUGCUGUGCCUGGAGGGCAGCUCGGGGGACAUUGACGGGUACAUGAACGCCAUCAAGAACGAGAGCUGGGGCGACAUCCCGAGCCACCAGAAGAAGGUCAGCGAGAGGUUCCGCGAGGACUGCGGGCCGGCGGGGAGGAAGUUUGCGGGCAUGAGCGAGAUCACGGAUGACCUGGGGGCCAGGCACGGCACGCGCAAGAACAGGGGCGACAUGGCGGCCCUGGAGGCGUGGCUGAAGGAGAAGGGGGUUGGCGAUUCUUUUUCCAAGGUUGUCAUGGGCACCUGA
Diaporthe batatas is the source of this 903-nucleotide messenger RNA. RefSeq lists its product as uncharacterized. The record is from RefSeq and is a predicted model, not a curated record. The coding region runs from base 1 to 903 and encodes 300 amino acids. The transcript has a single exon. NCBI's taxonomy places the organism in Eukaryota, Fungi, Ascomycota, Sordariomycetes, Diaporthales, Diaporthaceae.